Astrephomene gubernaculifera is the source of this 632-nucleotide messenger RNA. NCBI's taxonomy places the organism in Eukaryota, Viridiplantae, Chlorophyta, Chlorophyceae, Chlamydomonadales, Astrephomenaceae. The record is from the annotation of a GenBank genome assembly.
UGCUUGGACGAGCUACACCGCUCCGCUCCCGCUGCGGCCGCUGGCGCCGCGGGUGCCGCCGACACCGCCGCCUCCCGUCCCGACUGGACGCACCUCUUCCUCUCCGUACUGCCGCCGCUGCCGCUGCCGCCGGGCGGCCGCGACGACGCCAGGGUGGCGGCGGCGCUGCGGUCGGCGGCGGCGGCGCUGGUGGCGCGUCACGGCGGGGCCCUACGUCAGGCGGCGGUGGCGGUGUGGGAGACGCGGCUGCGGGGCCCCCUGCGUGAGGCUGCAUGGCGAGUGGUGGUGUCCAUGCCUACCGGACACGAGCACGGCGAGGAGCAUGUGGAGGUGUACCGCGAGGCCCUGCAGGAGUCCUACCUGCAGCACCAGCAGGCGAAGCAGCACAAGGACGUGUCAGCUGCGGCGGCGCCAGGGAAACUCCCGCACCACCAGCAGAUCGUGUCACCCGCUCAGCUGCCAGUCCGCGUGUACGUGCCGGCACUGCUGUACCCCGCACUGCACUCGCUCUUCCCGCCCGCCUCCUACUCCGCGCACUACGCCGCGACGCAUGGAGGCGGCCUCGUUCACCACCCCCUGCAGCAGCACCACCACCGCCACCAUCACCAUCACCACGCGCAUAGCGGCGGGGG